Messenger RNA from Guillardia theta CCMP2712, 12045 nucleotides. RefSeq lists its product as hypothetical. The record is from RefSeq and is a predicted model, not a curated record. The transcript is spliced from 5 exons. Bases 1 to 12045 code for a protein of 4014 amino acids. NCBI's taxonomy places the organism in Eukaryota, Cryptophyceae, Pyrenomonadales, Geminigeraceae.
AUGGCUGUUGGGCAGCAGGUUGUUGACGUUGCUUGCAAGGUUAUGAUGAUGGAGAUGAUGAUGAUGAUGAUGAUGAUGAUGAUGAUGGAGAUGAUGAUGGAGAUGAUGAUGAUGAUGGAGAUGAUGAUGAUGGAGAUGAUGAUGAUGAAGGUGGUGGUGUUGAUUCUCCUACUCAUGAGCACGGCUUCUCUCGCCGCUGUGUCCACUCUACAUGGGAUGAAGUACACAGUCGCUGAGACGGCUCAGCUGCACAUGGAAGGAGGCAUCACCGAUCUGAAAGCGACCGACAUGAAGAUCUAUUGGGGUUCUCUGGGAGCUUGGAGUGAAGGGAAUGACAUCCUGACAUCCGACUCUGUCAUCGAAGUCUACCUCCCGCGGUUUUCAGGUGGAUCGAACCUGUUCGGUGCAUACCGGUCUGGCGGUGCCGAAACGAAUGUCCAGUGGAUGAAGCAGAGUCAAGUCGUUACCAUAUCUGAAAGCCUAUCCAAGACGUGGGCAACCGUUCCAUCUCCUGUUUCCAACCAAGCCGCAUCCGGAAACGGUCCUGGGGCCGGGGGAUGCUUCGGAAUAACACAAGACCUCUCGUCCAACGCGUUCGAUCUCAAGCAGAUACGUGCAGAUUCCUUCUCCAUGUGCCACUGGGACUCACAGAAAGAGACGCUCCGUCUGCUGGUGUCUUCGUCGCGUCGCAUCACCGGUGUAUACAUCAGCAAGGUGUCGCUCUUUCAGAACUAUGACGCUCAUGGCAAGCAGAACGGUCUCGGUCCCUUGCCACCGAUAGGAGGGAUUGACGAGCAGUGGUAUCAGUUGGCGCAUGUUGCCAUCUAUCAAGCCUCUGGCUCUCUGAGAGGCUGCGCCGUCAGCUCUAUCAGCGACUUCCCGUCGACGUCAUGCGCGAGCGAUCUCCUGGUGUAUCAAGUUCCCUUCGAUCAGUAUCGAUCUGUCAGGUUUGGGACGGACCUUCCUCCAAUCCCCACACGAAAGGGAGCUGGAGGCGUCGGCACAGUAGCGCCUCCAUCCUUCGUCUAUGCCGCAGCGUCUGGAAACAACGAUGGGCCGAAUCAAGCCGUGUGUAUCACCGUCACGUUAGUCAGCUCCUCCACCAUCUACUCCGUCGCUGCCAACCCGACCAUGAUCUCCCUGACUGGCCUGACGGGAAGCUUGUCGCCAAGUCAGUACAUUCCGCUUUUCCAGAGCAAGUGUCAGUGCGAGGGGUCGAGCACAGCACAGGAGCUCAUGCCUCCGAGGUUUCGAACCUCCACAAGCACGCAGGCUGUUGGUCAGGCAGAGUUCCAUGCCGAGGGGACCUUGACGCUGCAGCUUAUUCCGGGUCAGUACAUUCAAGCGGGAGAGGUCGUGACUUUCUCCUUCAGUUUGAAUACUGGUGGGAACCCCCAGACCUCCCGGGACUUGAGAGUUUCAUUGUCGGGUCAAAGCUGUUCGACGAACGACUUCUGCACGUCAUCCAGCUCUGUAUCGGUUACGAUCCCUCCUAGGAAGUUUGACUCCUCUUCCAAGAUCUUGGAGGUAGUUGGCAACAAGUUGAGAGUGUCCAUGUUUCAGAGCUCCAGCGAUCCUGGCUCUAUGACCAAUGUCUUUGUAACCUUGCAACCCAACUUCAACGUUGAGGUUGGGUCGGUGAUAAGCUUUCAAGGAGUCUGCGGCACACAAACGAACACUGCUUACGUAGCUCUGAUGAGCAACAGGCUAAAUGGUGGAACCCCGUUGACUGACAAGUGCACUGGAAACCCCAAGGAAGUCGACCUGGCAGACUACUGGCCCAGUACAAGGCUAGAUUGGAGCAUAGGAGGGCCUCUAAAAUUGACUCUAGAGCACAGCCUCGGCCUCAAUGCUCGAGGGACCUAUGCCCUGUCCUGGUCAUGGCAAAAUGUCAACACGGCAAAUUCGGCCUGCUCCCUAACGGUGACUGUGCACAAGGGAGGAAACGUCGUGAACGCUGAAGUAGUGGAGAACAUCGGGAGUACGGUUGGCAACGUGGCUCCUCCUGGCUUCAUCAAGUACAAGAUAGGACAGACUACCACUCGCCCGGAUACGACCAACUAUAUCUGUGUCACGCUCAGAAGCAACUUUCGAAUCUCAACGCAGCCCAUCUCACAAGGUCAGAACACUCUGGCUCAGAUUACAAUGUCAGGUCUGCAUGGCUCCCAGACAGGCAAAUCGCCAAUCAUCAGCGCAUGUCCGACCUUCGACUGGAACUUGUUCCAGCUGCGUCCUGUGGCUGAUCCUCCAACUGCGCAUUUCGUGGACAAGGUCGUAGGAGGGACGCUGCAUCGGACCACAAGCUGGGCUUCGGGAUCAGCUGUGUUGACUGUCAAUCAGGAUGAUAAGGCUGGCAAUGCUUACUUCUCCAUCCCCCAGCAGCAGGAUGUUGUGUUUGCGCUAGUCCUGAAGAACCCAAAGGGUCCCAACCCCUGCCAGUCAGUGUCCCUGAGCCUCUCAGCUCAUGGACCAGGAAACACUCCGGUUACGCAGACCGUUACAAUGGUUCAAAACCCUCUUGAUAGAGCCUUGGAGGAUGGAGAGGUCGAUGGGGAUGUCUGUGUUCUCAAGACUUACGACUACAACUUCCCGACGAGAGUCAUCGCGCAGUCGUCGCCUGUCGUACAGGAGAGCAACGUCAUCACCAUCACUCUGCGGUCUAACAUGAACAUGUUGAGUAGCUUCUACGGCUCUCAGAUCACCAUCUCUGGUCUGCAGGGUACAGACACUACGGGCACAAGCUUGUUGGCGACUGCGGUUUCAGACCAAUACUUCCCGAACAUUCAGAAGACAAGUUGGGAUGCCAGUCAAGGCAAGCUAGUAGUCUAUCUCGCCCAAGGGACCUGUCAGCUACCUGUCAAAGGCCAGCCCUCUUACUGUAUCUAUGCGGGCUGGACCUAUGUAUGGCGUUACACCUUCAAGAAUGGAGCCGCAGAGCAAGCAAGCCCGGCUGUGUCCAUCUCAUCUCAGUUUGCUCAAGGGAGGAUUACCAACCCACAAGUCAUGACUUCGCCGAUGAGCUCCGACUUUCAUGUCCUCUACAUGACCAGAAACCUUCUCAACAAGUACAACAUCGGACAGUUGAAUCCUGCUCCUGGAGCUGUCAAUCCUGUUUGCAUCACCUUGAGAGCAAGCAAGACGAUCACUGCCCCUACCACCUUCACCCUCACAGGGUUAAACAUGUUCUCCUCCAGCACCAACGUUGCCUUGUACGACGAGUACGCGACUGCCCCGCUUGCCGGGGGGUUGUUCCAGACGGUCGGAGCAAACCCGCAGAGCAACUACGCGACGUACGAUCAAUCAACGAUCCGGUUCCAGCUGGGUCCAUCGCAGUCUCUUCAAGAGAGUGUAAAGUACAAGUUUUGCUUCAGGCUCACUAACGCCGUCACGGGUCAUGCCACCUGUCCUCAGGUCUCGUUGAUCGUCGAUUCGCAUUCUGCACCAGCGGCGUUCAAGGGGUCGCAGGCGUAUCUGUGCAACAACGAGGCGAGCAGGAGGGUCACAGGCUACCCCUCCGAGCCCUCAGGGUGCGCUGGUUACGUCUCAGAUCGCAAGUUCGUAUCGUCAACCCUCCGGUCAGGGUCAAACGUGACUGCAAGUACUGCGUGGCUGACGAUGGAGCUACAGCCCAACUAUCCUCUCACCCCUGGCCACACAAUCACCGUUGGCUCGUUCCUGAGCAUGAAGAACGCGGGGUCGUCGGACGUGCCAUGUACGAUAGUUCGCAAUGGCCAGGUGGUCAACUCUGUCACCAAUCAGCACAGUAACAAGGGAAUCUUUGCUGCUGCUACGUUCGAGAGUGUUUGCAAGUUCAUCGACAACCAGAUCAAGAUUUCUUACACGGGGGGCCAAGGCUCGUCCUCCAGUCUGGUCUACGACCCAUAUUACGACGUGACUGCUCGCCGAUCGAGGGGUCUGUACAAGGUGGAGGUGAUGGCCGGGGGCUCUCAGUAUGGAGCUGCCAGCGUCAUCAUCUGUGACAUCACGCCUGGCGAAGAGUUCUGGACCAAGACGACCUGCACAGAUGCUGGAGUAGUGUUUGCUGCUGGCAGCUCAGCCAGGGCACAAGCGACCGUCUUGUCUGGCACUGUUGUCUCCAUCAAUCUCACGGCGUCGGGAUCAGGCUACGCUGUCGCUCCCCGCGUGUUCAUAGUCGACCCUACAGGGUCAGGCAGGGGUGCUCUAGCAAGAGCCUUUGUAUACGACUUGUCCAUCUACACGGUGCAGCUUCAGCUUGUCAAUCAGAACACUCCUGCCCCUGCUGGAAGCUUCACGGUCUCGUCUCAGUCGUUUGUACCUGCCGCUUUAGACAGCGGGGAUGGAGCUCUAUCCAAGUCAAGCUUGAAGCUUCAUGAUCACAAUAGCUCUCAGGUUGUCUUCACUGUCACUCCCCAACACAACCUCUACGAGGGUGACAUGCUCCUCGUCAACCUGCCGGCAUAUGACGUCAUCACUGGGCCGAUCUUUGGAGUUACCUCCUCCCCCAACCCAGCCUUUACGACCUUCUCGACCCAGCUGGAGUGGGAGCUGAACUACCACGAGAAAGAUCGGGCUCGAGCUUACGUCAGCAACGGCUGGGUAGCGGAUGGCAACAGGCAUCGCUCGGGAGACGGAGACGUUGACGGCUUGUUCGUGCUGUCGCCAGAGGAUGAUGGCUACAACAAGAACAAGGACCUGUGCUGGAGCCGAGUCUCCUGCCCUUGGGGCUUCCCGGACAGCGACAUCACCUUCUCGAACCCAUCCAGCACUUUGUCACUAGUCAAGGUACAGAGUACUUCUUCGUUUCUGGGCCACUCGCACGACAUCUGUUACAAGAACAGCAGCUUCAACCUGCCCCAUCCGUCAGACUACGUCGGUAUGCAGCUCAAGUGCCGCAACAACCAGCACCAGGCGACCGACGGAGGUCAAGUCACCAGCGUGCGAGUGCGACAUGGCGGGCUGACGGCCGUCAGCGGGAGGUACACAGAGACUUCAAGCAUCUCCGCUGCAGCACCGACGUUUGUGGCAGCAGCAGCUGGUGCAACCAGUCAAGCUACCGGGUCGCUGAUGUACCAGGUGGUUGGAGUUCAGUACAUGUCAGGCAGCUCCUUGACAGAUGGUGACGUCAUUGUGUUUGACUCGACCUACCAAGUGUCGCCUGCCGCUGCCUCUGUCUCGUCCCUCUACAGCACCAGCCCAGCUGUGCAUGUCGCGUCUCCCGGCUUGUACUCAGGCUUCCCGUACGCGACAGUCACUGGCAAGGACACGCAACUUCAAGUGCUGCUGAGCGUAUCGAGCGCCAGCCUGUCCUCUCAAGGCAGCGGAUACACUUCCAUCCCAACCGUUACAACCUCCCUCAAGCCAAGUGUUGCUCUGCCUUCCGAAGUCCAGCAGCUGGAGCUUCCCGUGUUUGACGUGACGGUGACAAAUGCUACCGGCACUGUCAUCACCCAGUCUAUCCUCGACUACAACCCAGCUAGACAAUGCUUCGUGGUGGCGGAAGAGUUUCCGACUUCCUUCUUGAGCGACUGUCAGGUCGUGCCCAAGGAGCAGGUCGGUCGGUACACCGGCAUGACAGCGAUGAUCGGGUCCAACGAGUACGUCAUCAAGCAGGGAGCAGGUGGCGUCUACUGGGUGGCAGACCUCAAGGGCAACAAGCCCCGGAGCGUCGACCUGGCCAACAAGCCCUACACCAUCUACACGCAGCUGCAGCUGCAGGUGGCGAAGGGCAAGUGGAUCCGACAGGGCGAGAGCGUCAGCAUCAGCAUCCCCGGCUACCGGUUCAAGUCGGUCCCUAGCAACCCCAACGCGUUCGUCACUCCCUCUACGGAUGACGCCUCCAAGACCAUCCGAGAGAGGACGAGGUUUCAGUUCGCGACGCCCAUCAGCGUUGGCAACGUUGGUAUGGCAGGAGCGACGACGGCAAGGAUGCUGAUGUUUGGUGGGGCCAUCUCAAGCAGCGACACCUGUACCAUCCCGGGGAGCGACAUAGAGGCCCCUCAGACCUCCGACGGGCUGACCGUCAACCAGGCACAGACCAUGACUAGUGUAGGAGCGAGCAAGCCAGUCUUCCUUCCUCCCUCGACGUGGGGCUCCGGAUAUCUCAAGCCCGCAUGGUUCAAAGGUACCUGCGCCUCAAGCAGAGCCUUGCACGGUAUCUUCAUGCUUGAUGGUCAAAGGACAGGCGUCGAAUGGAUCGAGGUGUUGUCCCCCUCCACUAGUUGCAGCUCCAACGUCAACGUUAUCAUCUCCAGCCCUUCCAAGGAUGCAGUAACCGACGCCUUGACAAACGAUCCUGUCUGUCCCGACGACUCCAGCCUGUGCACUCAGGCAACGGCUGUUGCGACGGUUAGCGGAGGCUCGAUCACGGGCAUUGCCCUGACAAACGGAGGGAGUGGAUAUUUCUUGGCGCCUACGGUGAGGCUGGUCAACUCAGACUCCAACACUCCUUGCGACGCCUUUGCGUCGCUCAUCUGUCUCAUAACUUUACAGCUCGACUGCAAGUGUCGCCGACUCAAACCUGAUGAUGUAUCGGAGCGAAAGAGACCAGUACGACUCGCUCACUGGCUUGCACUCUGCUGUAUUCUCCCCGGAUACGUCGCUGCCAUUGUCGUCACGUCGGUUCCCCCUGCCUCCUGUGCCGGCCCGAUAGAAAUCGAGGCUCCGCCUUCAGGCAGGACCGCAAGGGCUCAGGCAGCAGCAGCUGCAGGCUUGUCGUUCAUUCAGGUGAUCGAUGGAGGCUACGGCUACGAGUAUCCUCCCGCCGUCAGCUUUGCUUGCGGGCAAGGCGCUGCUCGCGCUAUCCUAGGCUUCACUACCGCAGAUGUUCACAUGGCUGGAACCAGGGUCAACUCUUCUUACACGGGGCUACAACCUGCCCUGCUCUCAGCUGUCACGUCAGCACCAGCCUUUCAGACUACCGUGGACUCGCCGGUGGUGGUUGGCUUCAACAGCGUCUGCAGCAACGGGGCUACACUGACCUACUCCCGGGCCGGCAGCGGAUGGAACAACUCGCGGGUGACUGGGAUCAGCCUACCUGUCGGCAUCAACCUCAACGGGUUUGCCUUCGGCUUCACGUCCGUUACCAUCAGCCCUUCUCCUGUCAACGCCCACGGGCUGGUCGACCCUGCAGCAGACGCUCUCGCAGUUCCCACCUGGUCCUUUCCUGCCUCAGGAUCAGUGCUUGUCAACGGAGUGGAGGGGGUGGUGCAGUCGCUGCCUGGCACCGGGUCAGGCAAGGGCGUGAAUUCAAUCAUUCUGUACGAUGGGCCGAGCUCCAAGGUUGAGCUGACAACCUGCGACAAGGCCGUUCUUGUCUUCAACCCUCCACAACGUCCAGGAGGGAAGACCUUGAAAGUUCAACUGCUUCAACCCGCUGGCUCCAGCCUUCCCAUCUACGUGAUCGUGCAGCAGGGGCAGGGGUACGCCAACAUCCCGAUAGUCGUUGACAUUGACUUCGACGUCGGAGGCUCCGCCAAGAGCUACUCCAAGGACUUUGCUGACCUCUCAAGCAGCCAGCAGGCUACCUGCAGGCCCUCCUACUUUGCCUUCAACACAGCAUACCAGGGCUACAACGUCUACUCGGCAUUCGUCAGGUCCUCCAGCACUUCAGCACAGCCAACAGGCCUGACGCUAGAUGGAGUGCUGAUGACGCGGGAAGGGUACGGGUACGAGACUGCUCCUCCAGCCACCUUGAGCUGCAGCGGAUGCUCCACCAGCCAGUGUGCUGAUCAGUACGCGUCCUCCAUCGCCAAUGACGUCUGCACGGCCUCUGCUCUCACCGUUGACGCUACGGUGAGCGGGGGAUGCACGGGAGGCUGUCAACGGCAGGUGAAUGUCAACGCUUUCUUCUCACCCAACAACGGCAACGGAAUGCAGAUCUGCUCGCCUGCUGCUGGUGCCGGUGACUACCGUACACGCAAGACGCUCCAAAUGCGCGUGUCCAACGGGCUAUCUGCCUUCUCAACCAACAACGUGUACACUGUUAGACGCAGCCAGGGCUUCCAAGGCGCGAAGGGCUCACUGAUCUUCAAGAUCACCGGCAACGGCGCCUUCUCCCUCUCGUCUCUCUGCGAGGUGCCACGAGUCAUCGUGGAGCCUCCACCUAGCGGGGGGGUGCAGGCUCAGGUCAACCUUGACUACCUCGACACCUCUUACGACCCUUACACCAACAGACCGUCCGCAAGCUUGACAGCAGCCAGCAAGGGGUUUGCAGCUGAGAAUGCAACGUACAGGUACCUGCUCAAGGUCGUCAAUGCAGGAUCAGGGUACCUCAAACCUCCGAGCAUCAGCAUAGUCUCACCGUCGGGUCUGUUGCCUACCUGCCCUCCUCCCAUAGUUGGCGCCUUCCCGAGGAACGGGCUGGUUGCGUCCAGGGUGGAGCUCAUUCGAAACAUUUCUCUCCCCGAAGCCAACCAGGGAAGUACUAAGGUCCAGCCGACGUGCAGCAGCGGAUCGUUCGUCGUCAAGUCACUUUGCCCAGGCUCCAAGCAGUACGAAGCGCUCGCUGUGAUCGGAUGGGAUGCUCGGGCCCAGCAGCCAGUCCUGCUCAACCAGGGCUUCGGAGAUCAGUCAGCCCGCAGACUUUUGCAGGCCUCCAGCUCAGCUCUGCUGGGGGUUGUGUCAGCAGGAGGGUUCAAGGUCGGAGAUUACAUCCGACUGGCCGACGAGGUCAUGCUAGUCAACGCGGUCAGCCAGCAGCAGAACACGCUGUCGGUCACCCGAGGAGCAUUGAACACCAGCGUUGCUUCCUCCUUCGCUCUAGGAAUCGUAGUCCGCACUUUCAACCCCGGCUCGGUGCUGCUGCAAGACGUCGCAAGCGACGCGACGACCAUUCAAGUAUCGGAAUCAUCAGGGUUCAACUCGGACAGAUACAUCCAGGUAGAGCAUGAGAUCAUGUACAUCACCAGCGUCGACGCCUCGUCCAUGACCGUCCUGCGGGCUCAGGAAGGGACGCGUGCGAGCAGCCAUGCCGCCUUCAAGCCAGUGGGCUACAUCCGUCCUUCCCAGCAGUAUCCUAUCGUGCUGCUGGAGGCCGUCAGCGCCAGUCAGACGACUUUGUCCGUGUCUGACGGGAGUUUCUUCUAUCCGGGCGCCUCCAUCCAGGUGCUGAGCGAGACCAUGGCGGUCACAGCUGUCUCAGGCGACACCCUGACUGUCCAGCGAGGUCAAGAGUCGACCUCACCUGCCGCGUAUCCCAAGCAGGUGCUGGUGACGCUUGUGCAAGGCUCGGCAAGCGUUGUAUCGGUUACCAGCAGCACGAUACCUUCUAUCAAAAGAUCCUCCAUGAAUCUCCUGAGUUUAACUCAAUCCACUGACGCCAUUCUUAAUGUGAUGGACCCGGUGAAGAACACGUCAUCGUCCGGCUUUCAACCUGGCGAUUAUGUGGGAAUUUAUAAUGACUUCUAUAUCUUGAAGGAAGUGAUGUUAGUGUUGAGUACUGAGACAGCUAGAGUAUCAGAUUAUCUUUAUCAGAAUCUGACUGUUGCAAGAGCACAGUUUCAGACGACGGCCAGCUUGUUUUCCCCAGGACUCCCACUAACUCUCGUCUCAAGUCCGCGCAUUGUGGAACAGAUGCUAAGCAAGACGGAUACAAACCCUGUCUUCUCCACAUCCACAGAUCUGCAAGCUGGAGACCUCCUGCGAGUCAGCUCAGCUUCAAAUGAAUGGCAGAUUGAAGUGAUGGAGUAUCAGUCUGAUGGGAGUGUACUUCGAGGAUUGAUCCCUGAUUACUUUGGCAGGUCGCAGGCAUCAUCCAUAUCAGCAGGAGCUCUUGUCCAGACCAUUGCACAGCCUGCUUACUUGAGUCCUCCUUACUGCACUUCUAAGAGUGGUUCAGAUUUGAACAUGACGAGUGUCUCUAGCUUCGCUGUCGGCGACAUAGUGUCGGAUGGCAUUGCGGUUUACAACGUGACAGCUAUCAAUGUUGGGUCAAGUCAGAUGACCGUUGAAAGCCUUUAUGUCUCAGGUGCUACUCCAUUAUGCUCGACCAAAUUUGGUGAUCCUCCUUCAUACGUAGUCAAGACAGAGGGCCUGAGGGUCUUGAGUUCUGCUGUGAAAGUCGAUCAAGGAAACUUUUUACAAGAAUAUCCGUUCUUGUUUUCAAUCAACUUGCAGACCGUGGUCUCUGAUUUCUAUGCACCUGGAGACUUUGUUUGGAUUGCUGACAAGAGCACGUCUCGUUCUGGCAUUUUUGUAGUUGAGGAUGUUGGAAACUACUCCCUGAAUGUCUCAGUUUUCUCAUUGGAUAAACAAGAUGAACCUCAAAUUAAUUUUGGGAUAGGCACAGCAGUUCUCUACAAGUACGAACGCUUCGAUGUGAUCAACGGUACUGCUCUCUCCCCAGGAGACAUCGUGCUCUUCUCGUGGUUAUUUCAGGGCGGAACAGGUCAAAUCAUUUCUGCCACUGAAAAUGAAAUUCGAUUGAAAAUCACUGGCGCAAGAUAUUAUUUUCUCAAAACUCCUUCUAGAUCAUCUUUGUACUGGCGUAUCAAUGAUUUGUGUAAGACCUUCCAGCUCCUCCCGGUGUCAAAGACGAGCUACGCCAGGUCAAAGCUUGCUCUCGCUAUCAACUCCGAGGUCAACACUAUGACUCUCUUUGACGCGUCCGGGUUUAGAGUGGGGGACAGCUUCACCGUCGACCAAGAGGUCAUGACCAUAGACAACCUCAACGGCAACCUCAUCCAGGUCAAGCGCGCUCAGCGAGGCACCUCCGCUGCUUCUCAUGCGCUGGACGCGCUUGUAGAAUGGACGGCGCCGCUAUCCGCUGCCGCUCCUCAAGUCUCGUCCGUGACCCCUUUGCUCCGACGUGACCAGCACUUGAGAUACAUCUCUCAGGUCGGCCCCAUCACCCUUCCCAGCUCAAUCCAGCAGCUCUCGAGCUAUCAGAAUGUAUGGGCAGAGCUCGACGAGGAGAUCAUCUUGAUCCGACAGCCCGCCUCAGGCAUCGUCAAGGCGUCUGAUCGGGGGCUGAGAGGAACAGCAGCGGCGGCGCACGUGAGCAACACGACCUACAACGUCCCCAACGCGUUCUUCUCCUGGCUCUUCUCCUUCAAGUCAAGCCUGCCAGGUGCAUCAGGCUUCUCAGCUCUGCCCGUAUACGACAUGAACGCUGCUGGAGUCAUCGCCUUGUCAGGGGUUCACGUGCUGUCGGGAGGUAGCAGGGUGACGAGCGAGCCGACUCUAGAACUCACCCUCAACCGCUUCAUUGAGAACGAGGCCCGAGGACAGUCGGUCGCAGGCCCUUCGUACUCAUACCGCACCUUGAUCCAGCAGACCUUCCUGCAGGUUGACCUGUCCGACAAGUUCACUGGGAGGCUCAUAAGGCCGAGCCUCAACUACCCAGCUGCCUACCAACCUUGGAGGUUCCCAGCUGAUCCUCUUUACUUCCAGGAUAGGAUGGACGGCUUUGAUCCUGCCUCCGACAGCUCCAUCCUGUCUCCUUCCCACAACAGCUCCAACGCCAUCAACGGGAGCUCAGCUGACCCCUUCGAGCCAGGCUCACCUGUAUUCGUGCUGGACUCCUUCGGUCACAUGCUGGGUGAUCAGGCGGUCCAUCAGCAGAGCAUCGUGGUAUCGGAUGGCAUCACUUACUCCUACUCCAUCAGCAGCAGGCCGUCCGUCCUCGACUCGGUCUGGAGCAGCCCACUCUUGCUGAUAGUCUCAACCUCCUCGCCUACAUCCGUAGACCUGUUCCUCAAUGACACGGUCGCUGGCGGGUACUCCAAUGGACAGCACACUGCUCUGCUGUCCUCCAGCACGAGAAUGUUUGUCUGGAAGACGGAUCCUCGCAAGCUCGCGGUGCUUGCAGGACCAGCAAGCUCAGCAGCCUCUUCGGCGAGCUUCACAUCCUCAACACCAGCACCUGUGGUCAACGUCGGCGCCAUCGUCGGCGGCGUGAUCGGCGGCAUCGUCGGAGCUGCUGGGCUCGGCAUGCUGGCUUACAAGCUUUUCGCGCACAAGAAAGUCGCAAAGUCAGCGGAUGUAGAGAUGGCGCCGGUGUACGAAUCUCAGGCGAUCGCCUAUCUCGUGCAGUACACUACACCACCUAUAGAGAGCAGAACUUGA